AUGACAGGAUCAACUUUCAAGUAUAUUGACCCUGCGUCGUAUACCGACAGUGACGUCCCAUUUGUCAAGCCAUGGGCCAAAGUUGAUGGUCCGGGUUAUUCAUUUCACUUGAUUGAUCGCAAGCGUUCUGUCGAAGAUAUCCGUGGGAACGAGUCCAAUUUUUCCACUGAUACGUCUGGAUUUGCUGUCUAUAACUAUCCGGCCAAGGAGAAAUCUUUCACGGAUGACCAGGCUGUCCGUGAUGGAUAUUAUGGCGAAGUCGAGCAGCUACUCCGUGAUAAGCUACCUGGCAUCAAGAAAGUAGUGAUCUUCGACCACACGAUCAGACGACGGGAGAAAGCCUCACCCCGACAGCCAGUCCAGCAAGUUCACGUUGAUCAGACGCCAAACGCUGCCGCGGUUCGAGUACGCAGGCAUCUUCCCGAGGACGAAGCAGAGGAACUUCUGAAAGGACGCUACCAGAUUAUCAAUGUGUGGCGACCAAUCCAAAACCCCGCCAGUGACUUCCCUCUCGCAGUCGUCGACUGGCGAUCAACGCAACCGACUGAUUUUGUCAAAGUCGACCUGCUCUACCCUAAACGAGAGACCACCAAUGGUACUCAUGACGAUGACGACCGUGGCAAGGAGGUCCUACCCGAUCCAACUUCUGCGAGCUCCACUGCAGGCUAUGAGAUCAAGGGUGAAACGUAUGGUGUCCAGCCAAAUGAGAGCCACAGGUUUUAUUAUUAUAAGGACAUGACGCCUGACGAGGUUAUGUUUAUCAAGUGUUUUGAUUCUUUCAGCCAGGUCAAUGGUGGUAAGAAAGGAUUGGCGGAUUCAACACCACAUACGGCUUUCGUUGACCCUCAGACACCCGCCGAUGCUCCGGGCCGGCAGAGCAUUGAAGUGAGAUGUUUGGUCUUUUAUGACUAG
Messenger RNA from Exophiala bonariae, 912 nucleotides. RefSeq lists its product as uncharacterized. The record is from RefSeq and is a predicted model, not a curated record. The coding region runs from base 1 to 912 and encodes 303 amino acids. The transcript has a single exon. Lineage: Eukaryota; Fungi; Ascomycota; Eurotiomycetes; Chaetothyriales; Herpotrichiellaceae. Gene Ontology annotation, molecular function: oxidoreductase activity.